AACAAAACUGGAUCGAAUUCGUUACGUAUCUCAAUUCAACUAGGUUAUGGAUUCUUCUCACAUUCUUUCUUCUGCUUCCUACGUCUCUCUUUCCUCCCAAUAUCUCUUUCGAUCAUCAAUGCUUUACUUAUAAAUCAAAUCAAUCCUCUCUGCAUUCUCACUCUUGGUUCCUUUGAUUUCUCCUUUUCUCUUGGAUUUUAGCUUUUAACCGUUCAAUCUGCAUUCAUCCCCGUCAUGGGUUUCAAAUCCCUCUUCUCUCGGAAGAAGAAACUCCUCGAAUCCGCCGCCCAAUCGCCCAUCACGUCCCGAUCGCCUUCGCUGUCGAUGCAUUCUCGUGCGCAGCUCACGGCGGAGUUGGAAGAGGUAUUCAAGAGAUUCGACGUGAAUGGCGACGGCAAGAUCUCCGCAUCAGAGCUGGGAUCCAUAUUGGGAAGCCUGGGCGAACCGGCCACGGAGGAAGAGCUGAAUAACAUGAUCCGUGAGGUGGACGCCGAUGGCGACGGAUUUAUUAGUCUUCAAGAGUUUGUCGAGCUUAAUACGAAAGGGAUCGAUUCCGUGGAGGCCAUGGAGAAUCUGAAGGACGCGUUCUCAGUUUUCGACAUUGACGGCAACGGGAAAAUCACGGCGGAGGAGCUUCAAAUGGUAAUGAAGAGCCUCGGGGACGACUGUUCUGUGGUGGAAUGCCGGCGGAUGAUUAACGGCGUCGAUAGCGACGGCGACGGCCAGAUUGAUUUCGAGGAGUUUAAAGUGAUGAUGAUGAUGGGAUCUCGCCAUGAUACUAGUGACAGAGUGAAGCCGGAAUAAGGCAUUGUUUCGCUCUAGCUUUAUUUUUUUUGAUUUGAUUUUUUCAAUCUAUGAUUUGAGGAUGGAAAUUUCACAUCCUGCAAAUUUGAUAGAUUGCUAAUUCUAAGCAGUUAGAUUUGAAAUAUAAAUAAAGAUUA
Molecule: messenger RNA, 941 nt
Organism: Neltuma alba
Lineage: Eukaryota; Viridiplantae; Streptophyta; Magnoliopsida; Fabales; Fabaceae
Product: probable calcium-binding protein CML25
Exons: 1
Coding region: 235-804 (189 amino acids)
Molecular function (GO): calcium ion binding
Source: RefSeq, a predicted model, not a curated record